Caenorhabditis remanei is the source of this 1593-nucleotide messenger RNA. RefSeq lists its product as uncharacterized. The record is from RefSeq and is a predicted model, not a curated record. The transcript is spliced from 8 exons. NCBI's taxonomy places the organism in Eukaryota, Metazoa, Nematoda, Chromadorea, Rhabditida, Rhabditidae. The coding region runs from base 1 to 1593 and encodes 530 amino acids.
AUGAAUUCAAAGUUCGAUCAGUUUCGAGAAGCAGCACUCGAUUUGGCAGUUGACAGUUUUCCUGAAAGUGUCGAUUGCCUUGAUUCCUGUUUGGACAAUAUUGAAAAGUAUAAGGAAUAUGUCAAAAUGGGAAGUCGGCUGACGACAAAGAACAGUUUGAGUGACCUUCUCGACGAAGACCAAAUCCAUCAACUUCACAUGCUUAUGGAUAAAACAAAACGAGUUGAUUUGAUUGAGAAAGGACUUCACCAACAUCUCCACGGAAUUCCUGAAAAACGACGUCAAGAACUUCUUUCUGAAUUUUUUGCUUCCAAGCCAUACAGAGUCCGUCGUUCAACUAUCAGCAGGACUAUUGCUCGUGAGCCAACUCCUUUCUCUCCGGACAUGCUCUUAUGGCAGACUCCACGACAUAAAAACGUGAUUCUGAAACAGAAAAGAGAAAAAUCGAAAAACUCCCCCUGGGAUUUAAUGAACACGAUUGGAGACCAAUAUUAUCAUUUGAGAAAAUCGAUUAGAGUUAAAUAUGAUUCAAAAUUCAUGAAGUACUGUAACGAAAGUCUUCUAGCAAUUAUUGGAAACGACAGUUUCACCCAGUUGGAGGCUAUGGUACAGGAUAGUGAACAAGUUGAGCAUAUCUGGAAUAAAUAUCAACAAAUUAUUGGAUAUUUGAAAAAUGAAGAGGACCAACUAACAGCAGAGCACUACGGUCAAUUUUGUCGUAAAAUCUACCGUCUCUUGCCCAUUGAACAAGCUGAUCUCAUGUCUUGGCUCUCUCCAUCUCAAAGAUUCAGAAUUGCGGAAAUGAUUCAGGAUCCAGAUGUGAACGAUUCUCAAGUAUAUGAAAAGCUUUACGAGUUUUUCAAUAAAGCAAGUGGCGAUGCGAAAGACGAAGCGGACGAGGUCAUCACUCUUGGCUGUCGAAAGUUUAUCGCCCAUCAUUUGGGAGACCAAUUGGCUGAGGAUAUAGAGGAUUUGAGAGUGGCUGGUGGUGCCGGAAGUAGUCAUCAUACAGCGGCACUUUUGUUCGUGAAACACUACGAAAUUGCAGAGGCCGGAGAGUUGGCACACCAAAAACGAAUUGAUGAAUCUCUUUCAAUUUGCAAGCGAAUCUAUCUGGAUUAUGAUGGAAGUUGUUACUGUAAUGGACGGUCCGAUUCUUGCGAUCCAAAAACUUUUGUUUGUCAAAACUGUACAGGUGGAACAGUUGGAUAUCAAUGCGAAAAAUGCCCUGAUGAUUUACGAUUAGACAAAUCUGGGAACUGCUCAGUUGCUUUGGAUCUGCAAUGUUUCUGCCAUAAUCAUGCGAGUGAAUGCAUUGAUGGAGUAUGUCAAGAGUGUGAGAACAACACUGUUGGAGAUCAUUGCGAGCUUUGUGAUGUGGGGUAUUUCGGAGAUCCAACGAAAGGACGAGAGUGUACCAAGUGUCCAUGCCCAAAAAAUGGGGAGUGCUCAUACAACACAGUCUCCAAUAGAAUCGAAUGCAAUGAUUGUCCAAAAGGACAUAUCGGAGAGAGAUGUGAGGAUAGUGAGUCUUCAUAUCGACCAUUCACUACCGAAGCUUCAACAAUCACUCUGGUCGACAAUCAGUUAUAA